This is a messenger RNA of Oldenlandia corymbosa var. corymbosa, 1221 nucleotides long. NCBI's taxonomy places the organism in Eukaryota, Viridiplantae, Streptophyta, Magnoliopsida, Gentianales, Rubiaceae. The record is from the annotation of a GenBank genome assembly.
AUGCCUAAAUUUACAGCAGUCUUGACUCAUGGCAUGGUUCUCUUAGCACUUGUUUUUCCAUUCUUACUUAAUAGCUCUGCCAAACAUGGACAUUCCUUAACCCGCCAACGGCAACACCAUGUCCAUCACCAAAGUCAGAGCAACAACACCAUGAACAAAGCCACAUCAAACCACAACCUGCAACAAGCGUAUAUUGCUUUUCAAGCUUGGAAAAGAGUCAUCUACUCUGAUCCCAGCAACAUCACUUCAAACUGGAUUGGUCCAUCAGUAUGCAAUUAUACAGGAGUCUAUUGCGCCCCCUCUCCCAAUAACACCAAAGUUCAAGUUGUGGCUGGCAUCGAUCUCAAUCACGCUGAUAUUGCUGGUUUUCUACCUGAGGAACUAGGCCUCCUGUCGGAACUUGGCUUGCUUCAUCUCAAUAGCAACCGAUUCUGUGGCAUUCUGCCUCAAUCAUUUGCAAACCUCACCCUGCUCUUUGAGCUAGACCUCAGCAACAACAGAUUUGUAGGCCCUUUUCCUACUGUUGUGCUUUCACUUCCUAGCCUGAUAUAUCUUGAUCUUCGCUUCAACGAGUUUGAGGGGCCACUACCUCCUGAACUCUUUAACAAAAAAGGCCUGGAUGCAGUGUUUGUCAACAACAAUCGCCUUACUUCGGUAAUCCCAUCAACCUUAGGCUCCUCUUCAGCAUCUGUGGUGGUAUUUGCAAAUAACAAGUUUGGCGGUUGCCUUCCUCCAAGCAUAGCCAACUUUGCCAACACUUUAGAAGAACUGGUGCUAAUCAACACUAGUUUGUCAGGGUGUUUACCACCUGAGGUGGGUUACCUGUACAAACUUAGGUUAUUAGAUGUUAGUUCAAACAAUAUAGUCGGUCCACUACCUUACAGUCUAGCAGGAUUAGCUCACUUAGAGGUGCUCAACGUAGCUCAUAACAUGUUCACAGGAACCGUGCCUGGUGGAAUCUGCAUAUUGCCUAACUUAUCUAACUUCACAUAUUCCUUCAACUUCUUCUGCGAGGAGGAAGGCAUUUGCAUGAACCUGACAUCAAAAGGAGUUGCCUUUGAUGAUCGACGGAACUGUUUGAAAGACAAGCCUCUUCAGAGGAGUAAGAAGGAAUGCGACGCAGUGAACGAGCAUCCUGUGGACUGCUUCGACUACCAUUGUGGUGGUUCUACUGCUACUGCUCCUGCCCCGGUGCCUCUACCCUCGCCUCCCAGCAGUUAG